AUGCUGCACGAGUGCAUCUUUUUCCUGGCCCAAUCCGAGACCAUCAGGUUCAGGACACUGCAAUGUUUCAUGCUGAACGGGGUCAUCUUCCUCGGCAGCAUCCUUCUCUUCAACUUCGCCAUAGAGCCAGCACUGGGUAUCCUGAGAAGACUUGUGCAGGAAGAAGAAGUGUGGGCUACCGAGUUCAUCGCCACAUCCUUCUCUUUUCUCUACAAGAUUCUGUGGAUCUAUCCCAUCUACUGCAUCUCUUUCGUGCUCAACACGGUCAUGUACCAGGAGAUAGCUGACAGCGCGCUUGCCUUCGCGCAGUGCACGCCCACCAAAGCCACGCCGCACCUAGAACGGCUGAUUCAAGAGACCUGGCGAGUAUUGGUGAAUCUGGUAUACUUGCUGGAGAUGUACCUGCUCUACUACAUCCCCUUCGUGGGCCCCGCGUUGUACUUCGUGCACUCCUGCUGGAUGGCCUCCAUCUACUGCUUCGAGUACAGGUGGGUCCAUCAGCGGUGGACAGCAAACGCGCGGGUGGACUACUUCGAGGUGGGCUCAGUGGAGUGCAGAAGAAAGUGA
Molecule: messenger RNA, 567 nt
Organism: Symbiodinium sp. CCMP2456
Lineage: Eukaryota; Dinophyceae; Suessiales; Symbiodiniaceae
Source: the annotation of a GenBank genome assembly